AGAUUUUUCCACAAAUGAAUCGAAGAAGUUGGACAACAGGCGACUGAACAGGUAUCGGGACGUGUCACCUUAUGACCAUUCACGAAUCGUGUUGAAGCGAGGCGAGACUGACUACAUCAAUGCCAAUAUGGUCAAGAUGGAACGAGCCGAGCGAAAGUAUAUCCUCUGUCAGGGUCCGCUACCGUUAACCGUGGGUCACUUCUGGCUCAUGGUGUGGGAGUACAAUUCCCGGGCGAUUCUGAUGCUGAACAAAUUGAUUGAAAAGAAACAGAUCAAGUGCCACCUAUACUGGCCGGAAACGAUUGGCGAGGAGCACAAAUUGGAACUUCCGGAAGUGCAGCUAGCGAUAGAGUACGUCAAGUGUAUCGAGUACAAAAAUUUCUGCAAAAGAACCUUCCGAUUAACUGACACGGAAUCGAGUAAAACACGCGAGGUCGUUCAAUUCCAUUAUACCACAUGGCCGGACUUUGGUAUUCCCAGUUCUCCGGUGGCAUUUUUACAGUUUCUGAAAGAGGUUCGGGAGUCGGGAGCACUAGAUAAGGAUGUUGGUCCACCGAUCAUUCACUGCAGCGCAGGAAUCGGCCGGUCCGGAACGUUUUGUUUGGUGGACUGCUGUUUGGUGUUGAUUGACAAAGAAGGAGAGGAUAAAGUAGCUGUACAAGAUGUUUUGCUGGAAUUGCGACGAUUUCGCAUGGGACUGAUACAAACUGUAGAUCAAUUAUAUUUUUCAUAUCAAGCUAUCAUCGAAGGCAUGAAACGUAUGAACAAUUCGUCAUUCGAAGACUUCGAGGAACUGUCCGUCGUGGCAACCGAUAGUCAGGUUACUUCGGAUCAGGAUAAUGACGAUACCCCUCCGCCUUUACCACCGCCCCGGUCGCAUUCGCUCACGAUUGCUCAGAAACCGUUGCCAUUGAUUCCGAACAGUGAGAGCGUCCACGAAGAUUUCCUAACGUGUAACGAACGGGACAUGGUGAACAAUUUGGUGAACAUAGAAAAAAGUAAGCAAUAUGAGAUUAGCAAGGAUCGACCGCUGCCUCCGCUGCCGAAGGACUCACUGGAAAAGGUACACGAGGCGAACAGUUCGGCCGACAGCGGCGCAUCCAGUAGUGAAGAGGACGAGCUUAUUGAAGAGAACGAUAGCGACCAGAACGGCGAUGAAAGUGACGAAGGGGACAAUAGUGAUAACAUCGAAAGUUCCGUGCUGGACGACACUACGAUAACCAGUUCGUCUUCGUCGGCGUUAACCUCUACGACGACGGCCACGUCUACCACAGUGACGACGACAACCGGCGCAACGGCCACGGCUGCCAGCAGUAACACAUCGACGCUGGAGUCGAAUCGUGGUGGAGCCGGACAAAAAUCUUUCGAUGCCAAUGCGACGCUCCCACCGGUACCCAAUGGUGUGGACAGCAAUAGUAAUAGUGCCGGGGAAGAUGCUGCUUCUAGCCCAGAGAGGGGACAAUCACCGAAUGCAGAGCUACGCCGCCGGAAGCGACUCGAGCGCCAGUCUGCGAUGGAGGAAAAGAUCCGGGAAAUCAAACGCAAACAGAAGGAAUCGGAGAGUGGUUCGCCGAAAAAGCGCAGGAAACAAAUGGAAACGGAGAAAUGAUAUUUGCAAAUUCCAUGGAAAUUAUACUUCAUAUGCUACAUCUAAAAUGGUGACAGAUAGUGUUAACUAGAUGAAAAAUCCUAAUCCUGCCGGGUAACUAAAACGGACAAACGAACUGUUAACAAGCAUCGCAAAGUUAAGUAAUCAAUAGGCAACAAUGACAUAUAGCAGACCUCUUUUGCUAUUUAAGAGUAUUUGAUUCGUUUUCACACGACAGCUCAACAGCGACUUGUAGAAGAAGAAGCAAAAUAAAUUGACUUCACGAAACGUGAAAAAAAAAUCCAAUAUCCUGAUCCUGAUGCAAGUGUUUAGAUGUCUGUGUGAAUUUAAUAUCUAAACAGAUAGGCACGACAUUUUCCCUGUAUGAUAAGUGAAGAAUACCUAUUAAAAACGCAGACUAGAAAUACACUUACACAACUAGAAAUCGAAGACUGCAUAAUUUCUUACUAUUGAUAUGUAGAGUAUGAUGGAGCAAGACGUUUCGCGUAAAAAGUUCAGAUCCUCGAAAAUCCAAAAUAUAAUGUUAUUUUAAAACAGUUGAGAGUUCUUUCUUAAAUUACGUAACGCUAAAUUUGAUGAUUUUGGAUCCCCAUCCUCCCCGUUGUAACACUUUUUGUAAGGAAGCUUUAUUUCUUGUAUGGAUCCUAACGUAAUUUGUGAAAGGCCCCUAAAAUCAGAUACGGAGCUCAAAUUUUCUUAAACUACUGAAUAUGCAAACAAUUUAAAUUCGUAAUUUCGUCAUUGAUAACACAGAACAGGUAUAACAUAAAGAGUCGUCUCUAAUAGCCUAUUCAGAUUGCGCCAUUUAUUCAAGUUUCUUUCUCAUAUUUAAAUCGAUAAUUAUUAUAAUAAAAAGCGUAAUCUAAAUAUGUAGGCUAUAAUUCCAACAUGGUAUGCUGGCUGAGUAAUAUACUCAAUUAAGUUGAAAACCGGAAUAGGGGACUAGCGAAGUUGGAUUUUUCUCGUAAUCCGUACGUUAAACCUAUAACUUCGCUAGUGGCGCGCUAGUCUAAUUAGGGCCUAAUUAGACUAGCGCACUACUAGCGAAGUUAGGUUUAACGUACGGAUUGCGAGAAAAAUCCAAUUUCGAUAGUCCCCCAUUUCGGUUUUCAACUUGACUAGCGAUAUAACCUCUUUUGUUGCAACGAAUAGAUUUUGUUGGUACUCUACGUUUACUUACUACCGCCAUCUGGUGCGUGAUUUGAUUUAUGUGUAAUAUCUGCUUGUCUGUUGUGAUUAAUUAAAGUUUAAAAAAAAAUUUAAAUCUAAGAUUUCUCACCAUUUUUUUUGAAUUUGUUGAUAAAAUGUUUCUGAGAAAAAGAAGAAUUUUUCCACUAGACUUGCAAAAGGAUCAUGAGCACAGGCGAUUCACCUUGCCCCACCUUACUUCUAGGACAAAUCAAUACAGAAAAUAGAUACCUAAAAUAGUCUCUCAAUCGUCGAAAAUAUGGAAGAUGAACAAGUUCAAUUACAGUACACCAUACAACAAUAAAUAACCGUUUCCUAUACACAUUUAGAUUUUGUAUUUGAAAGAGCAGACCGGAAAUUGAACGCAGGUAGGAUAGGUUCCUCCAAUAUACAUUACAUUGUAUUCCUAUAACAAAGUGAAAGCAUUUUAGGCAUUCAGUCAGGUAUUUAAAGGUACAUAGCAACAAGCAAGUAGAUUUGGGAUAGCAGUUAUAACGGUAGGAUUUGUUAAGUUCAUUCUGAUUAAUCAUUAGACUAUUUUAUUGUAGAGUUUAUGUUUCGCCUUAUAAUGACCUAAUAGUUACAGUCCGUGACUGGCAUUCAGUUAUUUUAUCAGUGUUGUCAUAUUGGUACAAUAGAUUCAUGCAAAUUUCUUGGAACUCCGGUAAAGGAUUCAUAACAUUUUGUUUCUAGUGAGAAGCUCAAAGUUGUAAGAAAACUAUUGUUUAACGACAAGAGAAAAAUAAAGGAAUUGAUAUUUCAA
This is a messenger RNA of Armigeres subalbatus, 3560 nucleotides long. Its product is annotated as tyrosine-protein phosphatase non-receptor type 61F-like. Bases 128 to 1609 code for a protein of 493 amino acids. Gene Ontology annotation, biological process: negative regulation of receptor signaling pathway via JAK-STAT; peptidyl-tyrosine dephosphorylation; negative regulation of ERK1 and ERK2 cascade. Gene Ontology annotation, cellular component: nucleus; cytoplasm. The record is from RefSeq and is a predicted model, not a curated record. The transcript is spliced from 7 exons. Lineage: Eukaryota; Metazoa; Arthropoda; Insecta; Diptera; Culicidae. Gene Ontology annotation, molecular function: non-membrane spanning protein tyrosine phosphatase activity; protein kinase binding.